Messenger RNA from Clupea harengus (Atlantic herring), 1667 nucleotides. Its product is annotated as DEP domain-containing mTOR-interacting protein-like. Lineage: Eukaryota; Metazoa; Chordata; Actinopteri; Clupeiformes; Clupeidae. Gene Ontology annotation, molecular function: GTPase activator activity; guanyl-nucleotide exchange factor activity; protein binding. The record is from RefSeq and is a predicted model, not a curated record. Gene Ontology annotation, cellular component: plasma membrane. Gene Ontology annotation, biological process: positive regulation of GTPase activity; regulation of signaling; G protein-coupled receptor signaling pathway.
UUUCAGACCCUUAUCUCCCACCUUCCGAUAGCCUGGCAACAAGGCAUGCUGGUCCCUCCCACUGCGUACAGGCAGCUUGUUGGGUGUUUGCCUUCUAGUUUAACAUUUACACCAGAUCAGUGCGCACGGCGUAGAUAGCGCUCACCUUGCACGCUCUCUUGGCACUUUCUGUUGGCAAGUCUGGGGGGCAUCGAAGCAUGGGACCCCGAACUGCUCCCUCUCCAUCCAAAGAAGUGAAGUCCAGGUCUGGGGGUCAGCCUAGCAGAGUGACUGACCAUGAUUGCCAUGGCAACUCUCCAGUGCUGAACAACCCAAAGUCAGUCCUAAAGAAACAGGUUAGCCCUGAGGAACUUCAGACACCAGGGGGGCCCUACAUUAAGAGGACAUUCACUAUUGUGGGUGAUGAUGUGGGCUGGGGCUUUGUGGUCAGAGGCAGUGCCCCUUGUCACAUCCAAGCUGUGGACCCCAGCGGCCCUGCUGAAGCUGUGGGAAUGAAGGUGCGUCAGUUUGUGGUGUCUGUCAAUGGCAUCAACGCCCUGUCUCUGGACUACCGGACGGUCAGCCACCUCAUUCUCACCGGCCCACGUACCAUUGUCAUGGAAGUCAUGGAGUCCCUUGACCGCUAAGGUCACAAACAGCAGUCACUUCUGGCACACCCGCAAAUUAACAACAACAACAACAACAACAACAAACAUGGACAAAAUAGUCAAAGAAUAUGUAUGUCCAUGCAGAUAUUCAAAGAUUCCACAUCUCCUCUGUCCACUGGAUUGUUCCCUUAGAUCGUACCGUACAUCCCAACCCCGUUAAUGUCAGUGGAGGAAUCCGACAGAGCUGUCACAGAAUUAAGACAAGAGAAGAUUGUGGCAUUUCUGACGUGGCAGGGUGCUAUUUGUUUUCUGAGGAAACAAUGUUGAGUGAUUAUCAUUCUCAUAUCAACAACUUAAACAACACAGUACAGAAGAGUCUUACACAUCAUUUUUCAGUGCCUGAAAGGGUGACCAGCACUUCAGAUUAGCCAGUAAUGUUCAGAAAGAACAGCAGGCUAUGUCUCACUUGUUUUUCACUUUUGGUAAUUUGGCAUUAAUUUAUAUUCAUUUUUGUUUUCAUGUCACUUAGAGAUAAAAGUAUUUGAAUGAUCUCUGUGAGAAAAGGAAGGUUCUUAAGCUCAUAUCUAUGGUUGUUCCAGAGAAUAUUUUAUGGGGACAAAGGUCAAAGAAAGGUCAUUGACUCAUGAGUUAAGUGUCCCAUGUAGAUAUUUUCAGCAAUUAUUUUUAUGUUCAAUUUGUAUGUGUAGAUGACUAUGAAACAAACUGCUAUGAUUUGCUGAUUACAUUUGACUUAUCACUUGCAGAAAGAUUUAGGGAAUGCAUGUGCAAAAUAUAAUGCGAAUUUAGGAUUUAGGAAUGUGUCUGGUACCCUUGUACCAGUGCUAUUGGAUGUGUAUGUCAUGUGAUGUUUAUUUCAGACUUGUUCAUUAAUUUAUGUGCUCAACUUUCAUAACGAUUGCAUAUAAGUGAGGAAUCUGCGCAAUGUAUCUGAAUAGAAAGGAAAAAUAUAUAAGGAAUUAAUUUAUAUAUCAAAUAUAAAUAAUUUAUUGUUGUAUUAUUUUGCAAGUAAUUUUAUAUGAAAGAUAAUUUACAAUUACAUAUCAUAUUUUAUCAACGAAA